This is a messenger RNA of Amoebophrya sp. A120, 192 nucleotides long. NCBI's taxonomy places the organism in Eukaryota, Dinophyceae, Syndiniales, Amoebophryaceae. The record is from the annotation of a GenBank genome assembly.
GUCUCCUACUUGCGGAUGAGCAACAAGAUUCGCUCCUGCCGCGCACACUUUCCAAGGACUCGAUGCUUGAGGGAAACAACUACUACGAGCGCUAUGUCGCGAAACAGGCUGCUCCGGUUGUGGAGAAGCAGACGGAGGCAGGCGCUAGAAGAGGUGGAAACAAUAAUUUGCGACAACUACCGCCUGGUGUGA